Molecule: messenger RNA, 3115 nt
Organism: Sinocyclocheilus grahami
Lineage: Eukaryota; Metazoa; Chordata; Actinopteri; Cypriniformes; Cyprinidae
Product: serine/threonine-protein kinase 26-like
Exons: 11
Coding region: 408-1568 (386 amino acids)
Biological process (GO): protein phosphorylation; negative regulation of cell migration
Cellular component (GO): Golgi apparatus; cytoplasm
Molecular function (GO): ATP binding; protein serine/threonine kinase activity
Source: RefSeq, a predicted model, not a curated record
CGUACGUAGCAGCGUCAGUGACGCAAGCGUCCGUGCGCGACUCCACCCAACGGCACAAAACAACUUUGCGAGCGCAGCGCGAGUCAUGGUGUCAAAGAGGAUCUCCUGAAGAACAAACUGCGCGAACUCUCACCAAAAGCGACUAACAAGCUGUCGACGACCGUCUGGAUCUCUUAUAAAUUACAAAAAGUCCACUUUACGAAGGAAUUAUGCUUACCGAGUGUCGACUUUAAAGCUAGCAGAGCGCAGCUAGCUCAAGAGUUUGGCGCCGCGAACUUCACGAACAGUGGCUAUAGUGUAAAUAUAGUCGUUUAUAUAAUUUAAUACGAAGUAGUGUGAGAAAAGGAACUCUUUAAGGAUCUCUCCGAGAGUUAUUGGGUGUGUAGUGUGUCUGUGGACGGGUGGAGAUGGCUCAGUCGCCGGUAGCUGUUCAAGUUCCUGGAAUGCAGAACAGCCGAACAGACCCUGAAGAGUUGUUCACUAAACUAGAACGGAUCGGGAAGGGCUCGUUCGGUGAGGUGUUCAAAGGAAUCGACCGCCGCACUCAGAACGUAGUGGCCAUCAAGACCAUCGAUCUUGAGGAAGCAGAAGAUGAAAUCGAAGACAUCCAACAGGAGAUCACCGUACUCAGCCAGUGCGAUAGUCCUCAUGUCACCAAAUACUAUGGCUCUUACCUAAAGGGUAGUAAACUAUGGAUCAUAAUGGAAUAUCUGGGCGGAGGUUCAGCUCUGGACCUGCUGAGAGCCGGACCCUUUGACGAAUACCAGAUAGCCACCAUGCUGAAGGAGAUUUUGAAAGGUUUGGACUACCUGCACUCUGAGAAGAAAAUCCACAGGGACAUAAAAGAUCAGCCUGAAUUUACACCGAAUCUGCCAAUCACCGAUCACAAGAUCAUCAGCCAACAAAGAUUAGAGGCUGAUCGAUCAGCUGAUAUUUGGUCUCUUGGGAUCACUGCCAUUGAGUUGGCCAAGGGCGAGCCCCCGAACUCAGACAUGCACCCCAUGAGAGUGCUCUUCCACAUCCCCAAGAACACACCACCCACCCUCAACGGAGACUUCUCCAAGACUUUCAGAGAGUUUGUGGACUCCUGUCUCAACAAAGACCCUGUAUUUAGGCCAACAGCAAAGGAACUCCUGAAGCACAAAUUCAUCGUUAAAUAUGCCAAGAAGACAUCCUACCUCGCCGAGCUCAUUGACCGACUGAAGCGCUGGAAAGCCGAGGGUCACAGCGAUGGAGAAUCGAGUUCUGACUCUGACUCGGAGUCCAGCAGUAAGGACAAUGAGUCGUCUCCUGAGUGGUCCUUCACCACUGUCCGUAAGAAGAAGCCGGAAAAGAAGCAGCCCAAUGGAAUGGAUGAAGAACUGCAGAAGAAGUCAGGCAGUUUAACCACCGUCAUGGCUCCUGUUUUUUCAGAGCUGAAAUCGCAGCACAGAGACGAUGACGUGACGAGAGGAGUUCUCGAGCAGCUGGAGAAGAGCCUGCAUGUGGCUGAGGACAUCUGUCCUGGGGUCACAGACAGGAUGAUCACUCAUAUCCUGGAGAGGGUGCAGAGGUUCUCUAUGAGUUAGUGCUACAUUGGGUCGCUGGGAACACACCACCCUUCUGCUGUCAGGCCUGAUGACUGCACCUUAACACACUCACACAUGUACAGAGACGGGAGGGACGCGGGGGCGCGCACAUACUAUCUUAUCAUAACCAAAAGGAAUUCUUUUUUUUUUUUUGUCCCAAAGAAUGGAAAUAUAUAUAAAUAUAGUGUGUGUUCAACUGUAUUUAUACAAUUUUGCCACAUGCUUUUAUAUUAGUCUUCUGCUGGUGCCCAAGGAUGUGUGUUACUGUUAUUUUAUUCCACAUUUUACUUUGAAAGUCACAAAAUAUCCUUACCGGUUAAGUACAUCUGCUCUAGAGAGCAUUAGGAAAAUCUUUUGAUUCACGUAUAUUUAUAUGUAUUUGAUGUCCCAAUCCAUUACUUUAUUUUAAACUAUGAUCAAUAAUAUAUACGUUUGUGAGAUUAACAGUGUCUUUUUGUUCGUCUUGGUUUGGGAUUUCUUUGUUUCUCUCGACACACUGUUAACUGUAGCAUUACAGAACUGCUGUAUGGGAUUACAUGCAUAUCAUAUCAGUCGAAAUGAAUAGAAAUACCUCAUUUAAGCAAUCAAAAAAAGAAAGACAGCUGGUUAAUAAAGAUCGAUAAAAUUUAAACUGCUUGGAAAAUGAGAGGAAUUUUGCUGUGCAAAAGCUACCUCCACUUCUGGCCCAUUACAAUAGGAAAUUUAAUUUUUAUUCUUUUUUUUUAAAAUUUUUUUUUUAUUGGCACGGUAAUUAAAUUUCUAGACCUUUGUGUUUGCCCUUGAUUUCUCAGCAACGCCCUCUUUUUACAGUCUUGUUUUUGAGUUAAUAUUUUUAUACAAGAGUAGAAUUAUACUGUAUUUUUGAAGGAAAUAUGCACUUGCGCACACUUUGUACGGGGUGGGCCUGUUUUGUGUUGUAAUUUCAGGGCUCUCUUGCUCCAAAGACAUUCCACUUUGAGUAGAUCUCAAGGCAGCCUGCUUCUGUAACCAAUGGGGGAAUUUCUACACGCAAACUGAUGCAUUUAAGCUACCCGAAAUGACAGCAAGUGAUUCGAGUCCAUACUAGGCAGCCGUAUAGAAUUCAAGCUCAAUGCAAACUCCCUGUGAUGAGGGAUUUCUUUUCUUUUUUGCCAAGAGGGUGCCAUUGCUGGUGCGGUGGUCAUAUGUCAUAUUUGCUCCAGUUGGCUUGGAGAGACUGUGCCAACGUUGCAUCCCAUUGUGCCUAAAGCUCACCUUUUUAAUGUAUAUGAUGUUAUUGUCUUCUCAAACCGCUUUAAAACGAAGUUUCACACAUGUUGCCAGACUGCUGGAAGAUUUUAGAGCAAUAAAGGUGUUUAGUGGAUUUGUAUAUUUCUUUAUAGCAAUGUAGAUGCAGAAGCUAGGUUUUGUACAUUUCUUCACCAGAGCUUUUGUAAAUUUAAGACGCCAGACAGAAAUCUUUCUAGGUUGUAUCAUAUAGAUGCUGUUCUCUUCAUUUUUGGACUGUAACUGUUACAGAUACAUUUUUGUUUGGUGUGGCAAAUAAAGAUUUAAGUUAUGUCAUUUCA